AUGUCAGACGGAGAUGCCAUCACUGACGAGUCAGUCGCACCUUCAAUUCUAAAUCAUCUAUUCAGUCAUACUCUCAAACUAUAUAAGUCAAACCGAUCCAUACCAGAGUUAACGAGAGAUGAUAUCAAAUAUAUAAAGUCAAAUAUAAGUAAAUAUCUAUUCAGUGUUUAUCAACGUCAAUCACGAGAUAUGAUCAUAAGGACGUAUACAUCUGCAAGAGAAGUAUAUUCCGAUUUGAAAUUAUCGAUUCGAGAUGAGAUUGAAGGUCAGUAUCGUUUAAAGGUGCUAUCAUUAAAGAGUCGGAAUAAAAUAUUGAUAUCGACUCAAUCGAUAGUAUUCAUAUCAAAGACCGAUAAUGAGCGAGAUGGCGAUGAUGAUGAUGAAGUGGCGAAGAAGUUCAAUACGUUGAUACUUGCUAGAUUAUCUCCCUUACAUCAGAUCAUCAUUAAAAGUUUGAAUAAUCUAACUUGUGAUCCACCAUUGAUUAUCUCAAAUCAUGAAUUAUCAAAUGUAUCGAUAUAUAAUUUCAUAAAUCAUUUAUUCGAGACUGGUUUGAUGAUAACUGAUGUGCAAUUGACAUAUACCCUUCCUGGUUCCAGUGUUAUAAAUGAUAAUCUUCGAAAUAUCGUGGUGAAUAUUCCUCAAUCGAAUAUCCUGACCUUCAAAAUACGACAACGACAACAAGAAGACCAAGAAGAAGAAAUGCGAUCAAUCAUGUCUAUCAUUAAUGAAUUCUUAUUUGACCAUUCUAAAUUGAAAUUUGAACAAUUACUGAUUCAUAAAUUCAUAAGUAACAUUAUUAAUAUUUCCAUAGAUGGUAAAAUCAAAAUCAAACCUUUACAAUCAUCAUACCCAGAAUACCAAUCAAACGACAACAAUAACUCCUCACAAUGGCUAUUGAUUAAGAACUUUUACGAAUUACUUCAUUAA
Molecule: messenger RNA, 930 nt
Organism: Scheffersomyces coipomensis
Lineage: Eukaryota; Fungi; Ascomycota; Pichiomycetes; Serinales; Debaryomycetaceae
Exons: 1
Coding region: 1-930 (309 amino acids)
Source: RefSeq, a predicted model, not a curated record